This is a messenger RNA of Eimeria tenella, 336 nucleotides long. RefSeq lists its product as uncharacterized. The record is from RefSeq and is a predicted model, not a curated record. Bases 1 to 336 code for a protein of 111 amino acids. Lineage: Eukaryota; Apicomplexa; Conoidasida; Eucoccidiorida; Eimeriidae. The transcript has a single exon.
AUGCAAGGCCACCAGCCAGCAGCAGCAGCAGCAGCAGCAGCAGCAGCAGAGGGGCCCCCCUCCGCCAGUGGCUGGACCCUCUCUUCCAGCUUCCAGCCCACAGAGGGGGGCCCCCUGGCCUUCGAGGGGGGACCCCUGGUCCUGGAGGAGCAGCAGCAGCAGCAAACGGGAGGUGAGUACAGCAGCAGCAGCAGCCGCUGCUGCAGCAGCAGCAGCAGCAGCGCAGCAGCGGGAGCCAGGGCACGGAAGGGAUUAAAGACACUAAAAGGGAAGACAUUAAUAACAGCAAAUAGGAGCUGCAUGCAGAAGCAGCAGCAAAGAUGGAAAAAGAAAUAA